Molecule: messenger RNA, 2871 nt
Organism: Aspergillus wentii DTO 134E9
Lineage: Eukaryota; Fungi; Ascomycota; Eurotiomycetes; Eurotiales; Aspergillaceae
Exons: 3
Coding region: 401-2668 (755 amino acids)
Source: RefSeq, a predicted model, not a curated record
UCUUCAAAUCUUUGUCACCGGACAGGAAGCCUCUUCAGCCUCAUCGAGAAUGUUUAGCAAUCUCGAUCAUCAUUGGAAGUUUCAGAACGACCUAGUCAUUGAUUGGUCGACUGAUGAGACCACAAGACCUCUUCAGAGGCUGGAAAAUGGGCAAUUGUUCGACAUGCCCUGCUUCGCCUCUGACUGGCUGGAUGUCAUCUUGGAUCAAAUACAAAUCAACCUGGGAGCCCUGGUCGAGUCAUCUUACUGCUUAUUUAAGAGACGCUGUGCACUAUUUCUUCCAGCAGUGAUUGUGUCUUUGGCUCGAGGGUUUGCUUCUAUUAGACACUUCGUCUUUAGUACAUACACAAAACCACCCAUGCAUCUUUGAAAUAUCAACCCCCUUUGCAAUGGUCUUGACAUGAUGGACGCGACUCCUCAAAGGCUGAAUACAGAUGACGUCUCGAGCAAUAAUCCUGUUCCAAAUGACGGCCCCCCUGCCUACGACGCGCUUGAAGAAGACAUCAACCCCCCAGUAUAUACUCAUAUCGAACGACCACCCCUGCCCAUUCGAAGGUUGAACCUCUCUCGCAGUGCUGGAUCACCUGAAUACAGCACAAUCACUCCAGGCCAAUGUGUUGCGCACCUCAAGUUUGUAGCUGUGAUUUCGGAUCUACGGGACAGCAUAAUCAGCAACGACGGUCUUUUUGGUAUCAACGAUAAUGAUGCGGAUGACUUUCUAGAACAAAAGAAUGAAGCACUUGUCCUGCUCAGAGAGAAGCGGUGGGCUAUAUAUACGGCAAGGGCUGUGGAGCGUUACACGGCUUGGUGGAACAACUACGUCCCAUAUUCCAGUCCGCCCCCGAAGCUCAAAGAUAUUGAAAGUAAGGAAUACGGCAAGAUAACAGAAUGUGAAACUCAAGUCCAAUGGUUCCAAGAGACUAUGCCACCUCUAGAUAUUCUUAUGGUAUGGCAUUCACACAUGCUUAAUCCGAGAGCAUUUCUGGAAGACUGCAUUCGAUACGGCAAAAUGAGCCUCUGGAAAUCUGGCUUUCCUUGGUUGGCCAUUGACACAUGUAUCAAUAAUCGCCUAGAAUAUCAAGUGAUAGACGUUGCGAAGAGCUUUUUCAAAACAACGACUGGCUUGGAAUGGGAUAAUACCCAUGACUCGCCGAGCAAAUCUGUGGAUUGUCCUAGUUGCGAAGAGUCUGUAUCUGUCCCAUGGACUGCUGGAGGAGUCUGCGCUUCGAUCCCCCAGAUAUUCAGGUCUUUUCACGGUUAUGCAGACAAGAACUUCUCAGCCACUUGUCCUCACUGUCAAAUACAGAUUGAUCAUGAACUGCUUAAAGUCGCCAAAUUCAGAAGAGAUGUUCGAUUAUUGCUUGAAAAGGACUUACCAAUGCCAGGAACAUUUUUUAACCUGAGAGGCAUCCCAGAAAGUCACAAUAGUGGCUCGGGCUGGUACAACCGUCAAUUUCCAAAUCGGUUUCUACAAGCAGCAGGCAAGCAUAUGCUUAGCACCAUACACCCAUGUCUAAAUCAAUGCAAAAAUAUGAUUGCGUUACGCGACGAGUUUGAAAAGACAUUCAAAAUAGAAAAAAUCCGCCGAGCCGCAAACUGCGGUUUUCGAGAUUUUUCUGUUCGACUAGCAGAUAGGAUGACCUUUCGACGGAUGAUGUCCCGCUACUGGGACAAUGAAUCCCCAUUUGCUCUCGACCUGGUUGGAGCCGUCAUUCGCCAGGGAAGCUUUAUUCAGAAGAUGGACAAUAUCGACUGGUUACACUCGCCAGCACUCCCGGAAACCAUGUCUCGUCUCGUCAAAAAGUAUUCGAUUUUCUUUGCAAUCAUGACAUCGGCGCCGCGGCGUAUGGCCGUGCCAACAUUGGAUGUCGAUCUGGCCUGGCACACUCAUCAGCUUACACCGUACCGUUAUUUCCAAUACUCAAUAAAUGCCUGGAGGGCAGGCUACCCUCCGAUUUUCAUUGACCAUGAUGAUAAGGUAGAUGAAGUCAAGCUUUCGGACGGCUUCGAAUGGACAUCCAAGAUGUACAAGAAGUUCACAGAUGGCGAAAUCUAUAGUGAAUGCACAUGCUGGUACUGCGAGGCCGUUCGAGCCCCCGACCUCCGCGACGGCUUCUUCGUCUCUUCUAGCACAUCCAGAGCCCGCAAACUUGCUGCUGAACUUCACAGUCGACCUGACAUCUCGCCCAACCCAGACAAAAACGCACACAUCUCCGCUCACAGCGCAGUUCGGGCACAACUUCCGUACCAUCCCGCAGACAUCAGGCGCAUGAAAGCUCUGUAUCUCAAAUGCAAUUAUGAGAAGGCAUGCCGUCGUGCCCAGAAGCGAGGCUCGUUGAGCGGGAAGACACCCGACCCGCCUACAGACAAAGGGCGUUCAGAAAGUAAUGGUAAUAACGAUCCCACUUCAGCCACAGGCAGUCGGAGAUUUGAGCCAGCUUUCGGGCCCCAGAUCUGUGUUGGCGCCUACGCGGCGAACCCGACCUGCAUGAGUCUUGCCCCCGGGAGUUAUGGAAAUUGCGCCGCGGGUACAUGUGGAGGCAAGGUCGCGGCUGGAAGCUGUGGUGCAAUGGGAUCAUAUAGUGGAUCAGCAGCCUGCGGAGGCGGAGGAAUAGGUAGCUGUGGAGCAUCAGGUAGCUGUGGAGGCGGAGGAGGUGGUGGUUCUUGACUUUUACUCGACAUAAGUGAUACUUUCCUGCAUAUGGUACCCUAUGGAUCUGUCUCUUCAUCGGCUUCUGGCUUUCGGGUGUAUGUGCCUACCCCCGGGCAGAGUCUAGCCGGAAUGAAUGGCCAUCAAUCUUAGAAUUUAUUAGUGCCAUAGACCAGAAGAUGAAGUUAAACAGGAAGGAAUUUAUGGAUAAUUCCACCAAA